CAUUUUUUAAUCACAGUACGAAUAACGAUACGAUAGCCGUAAAACAUGAUUGUAAACAUCGUAUUCGUCAUCCUAGCGGUGCUUGUGGCGUUAUUCUAUAUCUCAACGAGAAAAUUCAAUUACUGGAAGAAGAGAAACGUACCUUAUCUCAAGCCUAAACUAAUACUCGGCAACUAUGGCGACCAUUUUCUGCUCAGAAAAAGUUUGAGCAAAGUAGGUCAAGACAUCUGCAAACAAUUCCCGAAGGAACCUUACAUUGGGGUGUUCUAUGGCACGGAACCCGCGCUCAUCGUCCAAGACCCCGAGUUCAUCAAACUCAUCACAACAAAAGACUUCUACUAUUUCAACGGUAGAGAAGUAUCAGAUUUUGUUCAUAAGGAAGCCUUUACCCAAAAUAUUUUCAACACCUACGGAGACGACUGGAAAGUAGUGCGUCAAAAUCUCACUCCAGUGUUCUCAUCAGCAAAAAUGAAGAUGAUGUUCCCGCUUAUCCAAACAUGUUCCCACGCUUUUGAAAAGCUGCUCGACGAAGAGACAAGCAUGUCUGACGUCAUCGAAAUAAGAACGCUCAUGGCCAGGUUCACCAUGGCCUGCAUCAACUCCUGCGCGUUUGGUGUCGACUCUCAAACCAUGAAAGGCGACUAUAAAACUAACCCUUUCACACAGGCAGGGAACAAAAUAUUAGACCUUACAUCCAAAAGAGUUUUUUACAGGAAUCUUGUAAGAUCCAUUUGGCCAACGAUAUUCUACGGGUCUAGACGGACGUUCAUGCCACCUGAUAUGGAAGUAUUUUUCCGUCAAUUUAUGGUGUCAGUCUUCGAAGCACGCAACUACAAGCCGACCAACAGAAAUGACUUUGUCGACUUCAUAUUGAAUUUUAAGCAGAAGAACUAUAUUGAGGGCGACAGCAUUACUAAUAUGAAAACCGGCGCAGACAAGAAGGUGUCAAUGCCAGUCACAGAAGACUUUUUGGUGGCAAACUGUGUGGCAUUCUUCAUAGCUGGAUAUGAGACGUCAGCUACCACAAUGAGCUACACCAUGUAUGAACUUGCGAAGAGUCCAGAGAAUCUGAAGCGAGUGCAGAAGGAAAUAGAUGAGUAUUUAGUGAAAACCGGGAACAAAUUGGAGUACGACUGCUUGACCGAACUGCCCUUCACAGAGGCGUGUGUUAGUGAAGCCAUGCGUUUAUAUCCAGUGCUUGGGAUAAUAACGAGGGAGGUGGUCGAGGACUACACUCUGCCGACUGGUGUUCACCUCGACAAAGGAGUCCGCAUCCACCUGCCGGUCUACCACCUGCAUCACAACCCCGAGUAUUUCCCAGAGCCAGAAGUUUAUCGUCCUCAAAGGUUUUUGGGAGAAGAGAAACGAAAAAUAGAAUCUAACACUUACAUGCCCUUCGGUGACGGACCGCGUAUUUGUAUAGGAAUGAGGUUCGCAAAAAUGCAAGUAUUCGCUGGCCUGGUGACUGUUCUGAAGAAGUACAACUUAGAACUGACUCCAGAAACUCCAAGGAAGCUGGAGUUCCUGGCGACCUCCCUCAUCACCCAGCCCACCGAGCCUUUGAGGAUCAAAUUUACCGUUAGAGAGGGAUGGGAGAACCGCACGUUUGUCAAAACGCAAUAAUUAUGUUCCGUGACUUACGCUUAAGUGAAGCAGCAAAUCGAAGGCACAGCGUUGAAUAGAGCUCUGUGAUUGGUUCGUGUGUCACCAUGUGCGUUCACGUGCACUGUGAGACCUCAUAGACCUAUGUCCCCUAGAUGGGACAGAGGGCGUCCUACAGUCCUCCAUCGCAUUCGGUCUUGAGCUUCGAGUUUGGUCUCGCUCCAAGUCUUGCCGAUUUUCUUCCCUUCGUCUGCUACAGUGCACCGCCUAGUUUGUUUGUCCGCCCAUAUUCCUUAGUAUAAGAUACUGUAAAUAUUGUGGUGUGGGUACAAACAGUAAAAACUUAAGGCUGAACAAUUAUUAUUUGGCAAAUAUUUUAUUUCUCUAACUACCUAAUAAGCUAUUUGUUUAUGUAGUCAUUUUUAAUUUUAAAAAAUGUUGUUUAUAGUUGAAGGAAAUAAUUUAUCCAUGAAUUUCCAUGAUUAAUGUUAUAGAAAUUAGAAAGUUUUGUUAUCAAAAACAUUAAUGAGGGCAUUUUUUAC
This is a messenger RNA of Ostrinia furnacalis (Asian corn borer), 2144 nucleotides long. RefSeq names its product cytochrome P450 6B5-like. Gene Ontology annotation, molecular function: heme binding; iron ion binding; oxidoreductase activity, acting on paired donors, with incorporation or reduction of molecular oxygen. NCBI's taxonomy places the organism in Eukaryota, Metazoa, Arthropoda, Insecta, Lepidoptera, Crambidae. The coding region runs from base 46 to 1623 and encodes 525 amino acids. The record is from RefSeq and is a predicted model, not a curated record. The transcript has 2 exons.